This is a messenger RNA of Teleopsis dalmanni, 867 nucleotides long. RefSeq lists its product as uncharacterized. The record is from RefSeq and is a predicted model, not a curated record. The transcript is spliced from 3 exons. The coding region runs from base 1 to 867 and encodes 288 amino acids. Lineage: Eukaryota; Metazoa; Arthropoda; Insecta; Diptera; Diopsidae.
AUGGAUACAACUUUGUGGCUGCAUUAUCCAUGUGCGGCGCUGCGGAAUGAUGUGGUGACGAUACGUUGUGGAUAUUUUGCGGAAUCUACAUUGCCCAUGACAAAGGAUACAGAUUCUUACGGCGGCGACAAGUUUGACUCAGCAAACCCAACUUGUAACGUAUUGACGACAGCAAAAUUUGUUUGGCUAUGUUCGAUAGCUGCGGCAGCAGUUCGUGCUAGACAAUCUGAUUUCAUUUCAAAUUUGGUUUUCUCUAAUCAAUUCCUUGAAGGUUUCAGGCUAUUUAUAAUUGCAAAUAUGGCGAGAAUUCAUAUUGUAGAUUUAUUUACUGAUACAACAGAGUUCAGAAACGUGACAACUCCUAAAAGUAACAAAAUAAAUCAAUCCAUGAGUAAACAAGCCAUGCAGUUCCCUGGUUCGUAUAUUAGUAAACUCAAACGGAAAGAAACCAAACAACAGAAUAAUGCAACCUUUUCAAUAAUAUCAGAAAAUAAAGGGGUAUCUACUGAAACAUCGCAAACCAUAUUCUCAACAAAACACCCAACUAAAGCAUCAGUAAUGCCAUUACAGAAGUCAAUAACUAUAACCUCAACAAUAGCUCCAGCAAAGACAGCAAGAAAACCUAACGUAAUAACACUAUCAAUAAUGCCGGGAACAACCCCAACAGUUGCACCAGUCAAACUUACGAGUUUAGUGAAAAAGACACCUACUAUUCCUAUUGAACUACAAAUUUUCACUGUCUCUACCGGAAAAGUAAAAAAAACUGCAAAUUUUUCGAUUCUUCAGGCACCAACCGAAAUUAUUUGGAUUUUGAAACAGAACAGGUCCUUAUUUCAUGGAAAUCACCUAGGUAAGUUCAAAAUUUAA